This is a messenger RNA of Trichomycterus rosablanca, 3182 nucleotides long. RefSeq names its product immunoglobin superfamily, member 21b (gene igsf21b). NCBI's taxonomy places the organism in Eukaryota, Metazoa, Chordata, Actinopteri, Siluriformes, Trichomycteridae. The record is from RefSeq and is a predicted model, not a curated record. The coding region runs from base 156 to 1586 and encodes 476 amino acids. Gene Ontology annotation, biological process: homophilic cell-cell adhesion; heterophilic cell-cell adhesion. Gene Ontology annotation, cellular component: adherens junction. The transcript has 10 exons.
CAGACGAAGGAAGAGGAAUAUUUUACCUGAACCAACACAAAAUGGGUCAUUUUAAAGAAGUAGGCAUCAUAGUUAAUUUUAUACGGGGGCACAGAUACCACCACAGAUGCUCUGAAGAAAAUGGAAACGCGAUAUUUACGGUUUAAGUCGAAACUAUGAAAAUGAAGACUGUGGUCACUUUGUUGUUGCUAAUGUGCUGUGUGACUGAUUCAGUGCUGGCUUAUUUAACAGUCAGCGUUGAGCCUCUGCCGCCGGUGGUCAUGGGGGAUACUGUGACUUUAAAAUGCAAUUUCAGGACUGACGGCAACCUGAGAGAAAUCGUGUGGUUUCGGGUAUCAGAUGGUGGUAGUUCUAAGCAGAAGAUCUUCACCUAUGAUGCCAUGUACAACACUAAUUUCUCUCAUAUGGAGGAUUUUCGCAGAAGAGAGGAUCUCGUUUACCAGUCGACUGUUAGGCUCCCUGAAGUUCAGAUGGAAGACAAUGGGCCGUAUGAAUGCCAUGUGGGCAUCUACGACAGAGCAUCCAGAGAGAAGGUGGUCUUAGCAUCUGGAAGCAUAAUGCUUGCUGUUAUGUCACCUCCAAAAUCCAUUUCUGUCACAGCAGCUGACCAACCAAUACGAUUCAAUCACUACGAGGUGCAAAAUUUCACUCUCAUAUGCACAGUGACUGGAGGAAAACCUACUCCUGUGGUGUACUUUAAGAGAGAUAGUGAACUAAUCGAAGUGCUUCCCUCAGCCCAGCCAUCAGAGGCAGUCAAAAGCAGAGGUCUGCAUUCCACCAGACUCAGCAGACCCCUGAUCACCCGAGAGCUUGACGACACCAAGCUGCAAAAGUCACUGUCUCACCUGAAGCCAGACAUCAAGCCGGUGCGGAUGCACGGAGCCCGUCACCAGCACAGCUUCACUCCUCCCGGAGCUCUGGGUCACGACAGUGUGAGUCCUACCACCGAGAUCAUUCCUGAGACGGUGGUGAGCAGGGAGUUUCCACGCUGGGUACCCAGCUCCAGCCCGCUCUACUACUUCAACCACACACAGACUGUGCUCGGUGACGGCACCUCGCAGGUACAGGUUGUGCUCACCUGGCACCUGAACCCACAGCUUGAUAGCGAGGCUCUGUUCAGCUGCGAAGUCAAGCACCCUGCACUGUCCAUGCCCAUGAAGGCUGAGGUCAUCCUCUCUGCUCCAAAGGGACUUAAACUCUCCCUGACCCCAAAAAGAGUAAAAGUGGGAGAUACAGUGCGCAUCAUUGUAGAGGGGUUUCAAAUGGGAGCAACCGGGAAUGAGAUUUUUCCAGAGCCCCUGUUUACAUGGACGCGUUUGGGUGGGCUGCUCCUGGAUGGCAGUGCUGAGAGAGAAGGAAGGGUUCUGGUUCUGGAGAGAGUUCCUGCAGAACUUAACGGCUCCAUGUAUCGCUGCACUGCUGAGAAUCCACUCGGCUCCACCAACACACACAUACGCCUUAUAGUGUUAGAAAAUUCAAGAAUGAAGAAGGGAACGCUACAAUUUAAUGUUGCUGACUCGUGUGGAUCAGGGUUUGGACCAACACUCACUAUGCUUCUGCUGUCAGUUUUCUUUAAGUUUACAUAAAGGGGAGUCGAGCUGGGCAUCUUUUAUUGCCCUGAACUCUUUAGUUCUUCACUUACCUGCUAGUGCUCUCCCUGUUUGUUAAAAUGAAACACAGCUAGAUAGAUUUGGAAGAAGUGACUGUAUGCAGACUGGUGAAGCCAUGACUUUGCUCAUAAAUGAGAAACACAAACUGCAUGUGUAAACUGGUUUGGGCUUGGGGUUGUGAGUGAAAAAUCCAUGUCUACAACCAUUCAGAGUAUCAUAAAAUGUUUAGGAUUUAGGCGUUAAUUACCAGAUCUGACCUGUAGGUGGCAGUGCAGACUUGGAGAAGCCCCUGCAAAGUGCUAUAGUGAAUAGUAAUAAUUUACUGUCUCUGCUCUGAUUACAACAGCCUGGGUGAUACACCUUUUUCACACUCACAUUUUUACAGUGGUAUAUAAACAUGAAUUUAUUUAGUCAAUAAAGACCAAUUGUAACUCCUUUACAUACAUAGCAAUUGCAAAAAAUUACUUUGUAUCUUUUUUCUCUUUUGCGGGGCUGGACAGAAGGCGAUUUAAAUAGUUCCAGUUCUUGUUUGUACAUAGACAGCAACAAAACACGAUUUUAAAAAUAUGAAUCUCUUAAAUUCCAGUUUAGUAAGCACUAAAACUAUUCACCAGACCUUACAAUGUCUAGAUUCUGGGUAGAGUAAAUCAUCCUUGGAGGGCAUAGAAUUAACAACUACUGUAAUCAUGGGGGCUGCAUUGCAGCGUGGGCCUUGCUACAAUUCUUUUAUCAAGUGAUGUUUAUCACUGUUACUUUACCUUUUCUGUUAAUUACACUUAAUCAUUUGGGAACCUAGGAUACAAGAUAUCAGCUGCUAAACAGUUUUUGUUCAUUGUUGUCUGAUCUGGAGUGUUGGCAGGCCAGUCCAGCACACACACUCCGUGUUGUGUCCUGGCAUUGUCUUGCUGAAAUAACCACAGACCUCUUAGAAAAAGACGUUGCCUUUGAAGGCAGAAUAUGAACCUACAAUCUUAAUAUAUGCCUCCGCAUAAAUGGUACCUUGACACAUUUGCAAGUCACCUCUGUUGUGGGCACUAAUGCACCCUCACAUCAUGACAGAUGUUGGCUUUUCCACCUUUUGCUGGAAACAGUCUGGAUUGCCCUGUUUGGCAUGAGAACUUGACUUAUAUUAAUUCUAAAAGCCAAAUAAUCUUUAGAUUCUUUUUUUUACUGCAUUUUACAAAGUGUCCUAAUUGUUUCACCACAGAAGCAGAAAAUAACUCCAGAAAAUUCACCUAAAACACAAAUGUAUCUCGGACGGACAUAAAAUAAAUCAUUGUUUUUUAUUGACUAGUUUAAUCUAACUAGCCUAUUUUGCCUAGAUUGUAUGUGUAAGGAGAAAUUCAGGUACAUGUGUUGUAGUUGCUGAUCCAAGAAACAUUCAAGGUAAAAUAAAUAUGAACACACAUCUGUUUUAAAGAGUGCAGUGUGUUUGCUCAAGUCCAACCACAGGGAACAUUUUAAAAUAUUGUAAAAAGAAAAGAAGCAGGGCGAAACAACAAGUCAAAAAAGUGAACGACAAUGAAUGCAGCUGGUACAGCAAUGUAGAAAGAAUAAAACAUUUAAUCUAAA